CACCGCCCCAACACGUCCGCCAUUUUGCAGUCGUUUUGCAAGAGCUGCUUCCAUUCGUGGUGCAGCGCAAAUCAAUACAUUUCGCGCUAAGUGGGUUUCUUUUUUCAUUUGGAAAUAUUUACAGGCAACACGAUGGCAAACCCAUCAGCAGAUGUGGAGCUUCCAGAGGGAGCGGAGGUCCGCAAACUAUCGGAGCUGAGAGUUAUCGAUCUGAAGGCCGAGUUGAAGAAACGAAACCUGGACACGACUGGCGUCAAAAGCGUCCUGUCGGAUCGUCUGAAAAAGGCGAUUGAGGAAGAAGGUGGUAAUCCAGACGAGAUUACCCUCUUUCCGGAGUCGACCCCUAAAAAAGCCAACCUUACACCCAAACGAGGAGCCAUUAAAGAUGCCAGGCAAGAGAAUGAUGAAACAGAAGAUGGCACCAUGGAGGAGGAUUCCCGUGACGCACAUGAUGACCUGGACGAUCACGAGAACAUGCAGGACAUGGACAUCCAUGACAUGAAUAUUCUGGACGAGACAGAGAACGAUAGUGGCAUUCUGGCUGAAGACCACAUGGAGGAUGAAGAUAAAUUUGACGAAGAACAUGACCUUAAGGCUCUCGAAUCUGAAGAUGAAGCUAGGGCUUUAGAAUUGGACCAGUGUGGGACUUUUGAUGGGGAUGAAGAUAUGAACUUCUUAUCAUCCAACAUGGAUUCAGAUGCUGGCGAAGGACAAGCAGAAAAUGACAAAGUAGCCGGGUCUUGUUUAUCUGAGCCGCUUAAAGAAGAUCGCCCCGGGACGAGCCCCGAAGAAGAGCAAGCCGCCACCGCCAGAGGGGAAGACGGUGCAUCCGCCACCGGUGCCAGGUCCGACGGCGACGCAUCUGUCGAGGAGAGCAAAGAGGCCAGGGACGAGACGAGCGUCCCAGAAGAGACAUUUGACUCUGAAAACAAAAGCUCGCAAACUGUUAGUGUAAGCGAACAGGGUGACACGAGUGAAACUGUUGAUUCAGAAAAGGGGUCUAAGAAGGGGGAGAAGGAUGAGAAGACGGAAGAUAACGCUGCUCCGGAUUCAACCUCACCGCUGAAAGAGUCCUCUUCUGUAGAGGGCGAUGAUCAGAAAAAGAGCUCUGAGGAAAAGGAUGACAAGACGGAGUCAAAAGAUGAAAAGGCUGCUGGAAGUGGUGUUGCAGCAAACAGUAGCAGGAAUCUAUGGGUUAGUGGUCUGUCCACAACUACCAGAGCAACUGAUCUGAAAGCUCUGUUCAGCAAACACGGCAAGGUUGUUGGUGUAAAGGUGGUGACUAACGCAAAGAGCCCCGGUUCUCGCUGCUACGGCUUCGUCACAAUGUCGUCCACAGAGGAGGCCACCAACUGCAUCAACCACCUCCACAGAACGGAGCUGCAUGGCAGGAUGAUCUCUGUGGAGCGGGCUAAAAACGAGCCCACAGGGAAAAAGCCGGCUGAUAAAAGUGACACCAAGAAGUCUGGUGCUGACAGGAGGCACUCCAGUGACUCCAAGACUGAUGGAAAAGAUGAGAAGACUGAUGGAGAAGGAAAAGACAAAGAGCGAGAUGAGAGGACUGUAGUCAUGGACAAGUCCAAGGGAGAACCCGUCGUCAGCGUCAAAACCAAAAGCAAAAGCAGGGACAGGAGCACAAAGAGUCGAGAUCGUGCCUCCUCCAGUAAGGAGAGGAAGGACAUCCUGACCUUCGAUCAGAUCAAGGAGCAGAGGGAGAGAGAGAGACAGAGGCAACGAGAGAGAGACAUCAGAGAGGCUGAACGACGCCGAAUCCCGGACCGCAGCCGUGACCGUUCAGAGCGAGAGCGAAUCCGUCUGUUCAGGGAACGAGAAGAGAGGAAGGACUUGAUGCAUAACAGACGCUGGCUGGAGGUUGAGAAGCAGCGCCUGGAGGCCGACCGCAUGGAGCGUCAGUUCCUGGAGCGCGAGCGGAUGCGUAUAGAGUACGAGCGGCGGCGCGAACAGGAAAGAAUCAUGAGGGAGCGCGAUGAGUUGAGGAGGCAGCAGGACCAGCUGCGCUACGAACAGGACAGACGCCCAGUGAAGAGGCCUUACGACAUGGAUGGAAGGAAAGAUGAUUGGUCCGAUAAGCGGAUGGCUAUGGACGACCGCUACAGCCGCUCAGAUUUUAAUCGCCAGGAUCGCUAUCAGGACUUCGAUCACAGGGACCGUGGCAGGUUCCAAGACGACUCCCGAGGGAUGGGUGCUGACAGAGAUGGACAGCACUUUUCAGACAGACAUGGCAGAGACUCCUGGGGCGGAGGCUACGACAAGCGCAUGAACACGAGGGAGGGUGGCCGUGACUGGGACUCCGGUCGGAAGAUGGAUGGAGACAGACCAUGGCAAGGCAGAGACAGCGGUAUCCCGGGUCAGAGCCACAUGACACGUGGAGGAAUGGCAGGUCGUGGAAGCUACAUGAACACAGGAACCUCUCAGUCUCUCUCUGGAGGUCCGAACAGACAGAACCAGAUGAUGCAGGGCAGCGGGAUGCAGGGCGGAGCUUUCGGGCGGCGCUACUGAUCAUUUUUGAUCUGUGAUGUUUAGAUUGUUUCAAGUGGUUGAUAACUCAGACUUAACUGUUUUUGUACUUUUUUUGUUACAAUCCUUCAAAAUGCAUUUUUUUUUAUCUUGUAAUGUAGUGAUCUUCUGUCCAAGUGUUUAUCAUUUUGUUUAGGCUUUUUUGUUCAACUAGACCAUUCUGUGAAUCUUCCCUUUUCUCAGCUCUUCUGAUAUCAGAUGUUUGUUAGACAGUUCAUGGACCUCAGCACCAGUCUGCUUCCUGCAUCAUCUCGUCAGAAACUUUUUGAAGUUUCUGUUCUUAUUAGAGGAGAGUUUGCUUCAUUUAUUUUGUUCAGAACCUCCUCGAUGUCCUUCUCUUCAAAUCUUAAUUUUUAUUUUCUUUUUUUCAGAGGAUGACAAUGAUUUUAAAUUAAAGUCACAUGUUGGAUUCUUCAAAACUACAUUUUUUUAAUUCUAAAAUGUACUGUAUGCUAAGCUGAGUGUUUUUUUUUUUAGUUUUGAUGAUUACUCUUCAGUUGACAGUGUUUUAUUUUAAUAUGUUGUUCAGCUCAGAACAGCUGGUGUCUUGUAAAACCACUGUGUGAAGUUAAAAUAAAUAAUUUUUCAUCUUAUUUUUAGUUCACGUUCCGAAAAACAAGUUCUGACUUUGUUAAAAUGGCAACCAUUAAACCUCUGUCGUAUUACAGUUUAUCCUUUGAAACAAAUACACUGUAAAUAUGUUGCAUCAGAUAUUUGUCUCUAUCUGAAGUUUGAGUUUAAGAUGGACAGAAAUGUCUAAUGUGAAGAACUUUCAGCAGGUUAAUGUAGGAACUUCUCUAAAUAAAGUUUCUUUUAGUAGUUUAA
Molecule: messenger RNA, 3363 nt
Organism: Austrofundulus limnaeus
Lineage: Eukaryota; Metazoa; Chordata; Actinopteri; Cyprinodontiformes; Rivulidae
Gene: safb
Product: scaffold attachment factor B
Exons: 21
Coding region: 133-2520 (795 amino acids)
Biological process (GO): regulation of transcription by RNA polymerase II; regulation of mRNA processing
Cellular component (GO): nucleus
Molecular function (GO): RNA binding; sequence-specific DNA binding
Source: RefSeq, a predicted model, not a curated record